Molecule: messenger RNA, 1714 nt
Organism: Cotesia glomerata
Lineage: Eukaryota; Metazoa; Arthropoda; Insecta; Hymenoptera; Braconidae
Gene: Stoml2
Product: stomatin-like protein 2, mitochondrial
Exons: 4
Coding region: 225-1355 (376 amino acids)
Cellular component (GO): membrane
Source: RefSeq, a predicted model, not a curated record
UAACUCACCGGCAGGCUCAAGAAAAUAUUAAGAAAAUUGUAUGUGGGGAUUUAAUUGAGAAAAUUCCUAUAUACUCACAUGACUAAACAGGGGAAAGUUUAAAUAAUUUCAAACUGCUUCCUCAUACACUCAUAAAUAUAAACGCUAGCUCAAAACGUGAGUAAACGUGUGCACCGGUGUCUCGAGUUUUUGUAUUAGAUUAAAAAAAAAUUUUAUUUGACACCAUGAUUGGAAAAUCGAGAUUUUUAUCAAGAAACGUUGGACUUUUAAGGAAUGCCGUAGCACAUACAGAUAUUACAUCAUCCACGGCUCUAGCUUCAGCAUGUCCUGUCCAGAUACGUGAAAAGUCAUCAACUCCUUUGAACACCAUCAUCAUGUUUGUUCCUCAGCAAGAGGCCUGGAUCGUGGAGCGCAUGGGAAAAUUUCACAGAAUGUUGGAGCCUGGUUUGAAUUUUUUAGUCCCUUUUAUUGACAACAUAAAAUAUGUUCAAAGCUUAAAAGAAAUGGCAAUUGACGUACCCAAACAAAGUGCCAUUACGAGAGACAAUGUUACUUUGGACAUUGAUGGUGUCUUGUAUUUACGGGUCAACGAUCCUUACAAGACUUCUUACGGUGUUGAGGAUCCGGAAUUUGCUAUUAUUCAAUUGGCGCAGACAACAAUGAGAUCUGAGUUGGGAAAAAUCGCUCUAGACAAUGUAUUUAGGGAAAGAGAAGAUCUUAAUGUUAGUAUUGUCGAGAGUAUCAACAAAGCUAGCGAAGACUGGGGUAUUACCUGUUUACGUUAUGAAAUUCGUGAUAUCCGAUUGCCAUCCAGAGUCCAAGAGGCAAUGCAGAUGCAAGUAGAAGCCGAGCGUAAAAAACGUGCUGCAAUAUUAGAAUCCGAGGGAAUAAGAUCAGCGGACAUAAACGUCGCCGAAGGUAAACGUCAGGCGAGAAUAUUAGCGUCUGAAGCUGAAAAACAAGAGCAAAUAAACAAGGCCAGUGGAGAAGCAAAUGCCUUGCUGGCAGUUGCUGAAGCUCGUGCCCGAGCACUCCAGAUCGUCGCUAAAGCUUUAGGUCACGAGGAUGGAAAAAACGCCGCUGCCUUGAAUAUUGCUGAGCAGUACGUUCACGCUUUCAGUCGCUUAGCCAAAACAAAUAACACUUUGAUUUUGCCGAGCAAUGUCGGCAAUGUCUCGGGUUUAGUCGCUCAAGCAAUGUCUAUUUACAAACAACUUUUACCGCAAAAUGGAGAAAUUGGCUCCAAGAACAGCAUUAGCUCUCAUACCAAUGAUGAAGCCUUUGAAUAUUUCAGCGACCAGGACGAAGCUGUAAAAAAUAGUAAAAACACAACAAAUACUAAAUCGAUUGAGUAGAUGUAGUUGGUUUUAGAUAAUAUUAAUAAUAAGAAAUAGGUAAUAUCUGAGUUAAUGUAUGAAAAAAAUUUAUUUUUAAUUGAAAAGUAUUUUAAGAUAGGAUAAAAUUUUAUUUCAUUUGUAUUACUUAUACCGAUUACUUUUUCUUUUUUGUAUGCAACGUUGUUGUUGUCAUUGAAGCUGAAUAAUUUUCUUGAGAUAUCUUAUUAAUGUAAUAGAGUGCUACCAUGGAGAAGAGGAAACACGUGGUGGUAGACACUCGAUGAACUAAACCGGACGCAGUCAUUGAAAACAAUAAUGAUAUAAAUACUGUAACAAUUUUAAAAUUUGAUUAAUAAAAUUGAACGAAAUUUACAUAA